Aaosphaeria arxii CBS 175.79 is the source of this 589-nucleotide messenger RNA. RefSeq lists its product as uncharacterized. The record is from RefSeq and is a predicted model, not a curated record. The transcript is spliced from 2 exons. Bases 153 to 464 code for a protein of 103 amino acids. Lineage: Eukaryota; Fungi; Ascomycota; Dothideomycetes; Pleosporales.
GACUUGUCUGCGCAGGUUCCUCGGAGCGCGUGACUGACGAGUCGCUUCCACACUGUUGGGAUGUCUAUUUGUUGGGAUGCUAUAAAAGGCAGCCACUCCCAUCAUUUGCGUCCUUCCCCCUUCACCAGACCUCAGCCUACAAAACCGCAAACAUGAGCUCGCUAAUCUCUUCUUCUCUACCAUCAUCAGCCUCUACUUAUUGGUACCUCCCUACCUAUAUGUACACAGUCUUCGCUCAGUACUACAACCCAGAAAUUGCAAUCAUCGGAGGGACAGCACCGGCUCUACCAUCCUUAAUCACGCACCUCUUUCAAAAAACAUCGCAGCCAACAAUCUUUACCCGGAUCAUGAAGUAUGCACCGUGGUCUCUGGUGCCAAUUCCGGCCAUCCUGCUCCUCAUCUACGCUUUCCAGCCUUCUGAAAGACCUCAAGAUGAACCAAGCCAUAUGUUUCAUUUCACUUAGGUCAUUGAUGACAUGCACUGACGAGGUUAGACCAAGAUUGAGGCUCCGUAUGCGGUAUUGUCGUUUCCGAUUCAAGCAAGUGGUGUUAUGCUAUGCGCCUGGAACUAUAAAGCCAGGCAUGCUGA